GCGGCGGCAGCAUCACCGGCCGCCGAGGGGGCUGCGGCGGCCACUCCGAGGGCGCCGGGCACGCGGAGCGCUCGAAGCUGCUCCCGGUGAGACCCCGAGUGAUGGCGUGGCUCCCGCGGGCCGCCCGCGCCUGAGGCGCCCCGCCCCGCCCGGCCCCGCCCGGCCCUGCCCUGCCCGGCCCGCGCCCUCGCGGCAGCCGGGGCGCUUCCUAGUCGGCGCGGGCGGCCGCGCAGGCGGAGCGCGGCCUCCGCACCCGCGUGGGGCACCGACGCCGCGGGCUCGCCAUGGCCGCGUCCGAGCUCUACACAAAGUUUGCCAGGGUUUGGAUACCUGAUCCUGAGGAAGUUUGGAAGUCAGCAGAGCUGCUCAAAGAUUAUAAGCCUGGAGAUAAAGUCCUAUUGCUUCACCUUGAGGAAGGAAAGGAGUUGGAAUAUCGUCUAGAUCCAAAGACCAAGGAACUGCCUCACUUAAGAAACCCUGACAUACUUGUGGGUGAAAAUGACCUCACGGCCCUCAGCUAUCUUCAUGAGCCUGCUGUGCUCCACAAUCUCAGAGUCCGCUUUAUUGACUCCAAACUUAUUUAUACAUAUUGUGGUAUAGUCCUAGUUGCUAUAAAUCCUUAUGAGCAGCUGCCUAUUUAUGGAGAAGAUAUUAUCAAUGCAUAUAGUGGUCAGAACAUGGGUGAUAUGGAUCCACAUAUCUUUGCAGUUGCUGAAGAAGCUUAUAAGCAAAUGGCCAGAGAUGAACGAAAUCAGUCCAUCAUUGUAAGUGGAGAGUCUGGGGCAGGAAAAACAGUCUCAGCUAAGUACGCCAUGCGAUACUUUGCAACUGUAAGUGGUUCUGCCAGUGAAGCCAAUGUUGAAGAAAAGGUCUUGGCCUCCAACCCCAUCAUGGAGUCCAUUGGAAAUGCUAAGACAACCAGGAAUGAUAAUAGCAGCCGUUUUGGGAAGUAUAUUGAGAUUGGUUUUGAUAAAAGAUAUCGAAUCAUCGGUGCCAAUAUGAGAACUUACCUUUUAGAGAAAUCCCGAGUGGUGUUCCAGGCAGAAGAGGAAAGAAACUAUCAUAUCUUUUAUCAACUUUGUGCCUCAGCAAAGUUACCUGAAUUUAAGAUGCUGCGAUUAGGAAAUGCAAAUCACUUCCAUUACACGAAGCAAGGCGGCAGUCCUGUGAUCGAAGGAGUCGACGAUGCCAAGGAGAUGGCACAUACCAGGCAGGCCUGCUCUUUGCUGGGAAUUAGUGAAUCUUAUCAGAUGGGAAUUUUCCGAAUACUUGCUGGCAUUCUCCACUUAGGCAACGUUGGAUUUACGUCUCGAGAUUCAGACAGCUGCACAAUACCUCCCAAGCAUGAACCUCUCAGCAUCUUCUGUGACCUCAUGGGCGUGGACUAUGAGGAGAUGUGUCACUGGCUCUGCCACCGGAAGCUAGCUACCGCCACUGAGACAUACAUCAAGCCCAUCUCCAAGCUGCAGGCUACGAAUGCCCGUGAUGCUUUGUCCAAGCACAUCUAUGCCAAGCUCUUUAACUGGAUUGUAGAUCAUGUCAAUCAGGCUCUCCAUUCUGCUGUCAAACAGCACUCCUUUAUUGGCGUGCUGGACAUUUAUGGAUUUGAAACAUUUGAGAUAAACAGUUUUGAACAGUUCUGCAUAAAUUACGCAAAUGAAAAACUACAGCAACAAUUCAAUAUGCAUGUCUUCAAAUUAGAACAAGAAGAAUAUAUGAAGGAACAAAUUCCAUGGACUCUCAUAGAUUUUUAUGAUAAUCAGCCUUGCAUUAAUCUUAUAGAGUCUAAGCUGGGCAUUCUAGAUUUGCUGGAUGAGGAAUGCAAAAUGCCUAAAGGCACAGAUGACACUUGGGCCCAAAAAUUGUACAACACACAUUUGAACAAAUGUGCACUCUUUGAAAAACCCCGUCUAUCAAACAAAGCUUUCAUCAUUCAACAUUUUGCUGACAAAGUGGAAUACCAGUGUGAAGGCUUUCUGGAAAAGAAUAAAGACACUGUUUUUGAAGAACAAAUUAAAGUUCUUAAAUCGAGCAAGUUUAAGAUGCUACCAGAAUUAUUUCAAGAUGAUGAGAAGGCCAUUAGUCCAACCUCAGCCACCUCUUCAGGGCGUACACCCCUCACUCGCCUUUCUGCAAAGCCCACCAAAGGUCGACCAGGUCAGACGGCCAAAGAGCACAAGAAAACGGUGGGGCACCAGUUCCGAAAUUCCCUUCAUCUGCUAAUGGAGACCCUCAAUGCUACUACCCCUCAUUAUGUGCGCUGUAUUAAGCCUAAUGAUUUCAAGUUCCCAUUCACGUUUGAUGAGAAGAGGGCAGUGCAGCAGCUGAGGGCGUGUGGUGUCCUGGAGACCAUCCGAAUCAGCGCGGCGGGGUUCCCCUCUCGGUGGACUUACCAAGAAUUUUUCAGCCGUUACCGUGUCCUAAUGAAGCAGAAAGAUGUACUGAGUGACAGAAAGCAGACAUGUAAGAAUGUAUUAGAGAAACUGAUUCUGGACAAGGAUAAAUACCAGUUUGGUAAGACAAAGAUCUUUUUCCGUGCCGGUCAAGUGGCCUACCUAGAAAAAUUGAGGGCAGACAAGCUGAGGGCUGCCUGCAUUCGGAUCCAGAAGACAAUCCGAGGGUGGCUGCAGCGGAAGAAGUACCUGCGCAUGCGGAAGGCAGCCGUCACCGUGCAGAGAUACGUGCGAGGCUACCAGGCGCGAUGCUACACUAAGUUCCUACGCAGAACCAAGGCAGCCACCAUCAUUCAGAAGUACUGGCGCAUGUAUGUAGUCUGCAGGAAGUACAGAAUUACACGAGCUGCCACUAUUGUUCUUCAGUCUUAUUUGCGAGGCUACUUGGCCAGAAAUAGGUAUCGCAGGAUACUCCGUGAGCACAAAGCGGUCAUCAUUCAGAAGUGGGUCCGGGGCUGGCUGGCUCGCACCUGCUACAAGAAGACCAUGCAUGCCAUCAUUUACCUUCAGUGUUGCUUUCGGCGGAUGAUGGCCAAGCGUGAGCUGAAGAAGCUCAAGAUUGAGGCCCGCUCCGUAGAGCGCUAUAAGAAACUCCACAUUGGCAUGGAAAACAAGAUUAUGCAGCUGCAGCGCAAAGUUGAUGAGCAGAACAAAGACUAUAAAUGCCUCAUGGAGAAACUGACCAAUCUGGAAGGAGUAUACAACUCUGAGACUGAGAAACGACGAAGUGACCUAGAGCGUCUUCAACUAAGUGAAGAGGAAGCUAAGGUUGCCACUGGACGGGUCCUCAGUCUACAGGAAGAAAUUGCCAAGCUCCGGAAAGACCUGGAACAAACUCGGUCAGAGAAAAAAUCCAUUGAGGAACGUGCCGAUAAAUACAAACAAGAAACUGAGCAGCUGGUAUCAGAUCUUAAGGAAGAAAAUACUUUGCUGAAGCAGGAAAAGGAGGCCCUCAAUCACCUCAUUGUGGAACAGGCUAAGGAGAUGACAGAGACUAUGGAGAAGAAGUUAGUAGAAGAAACAAAACAACUGGAACUCGAUCUCAAUGAUGAAAGGCUGAGAUAUCAAAACCUUCUGAAUGAGUUUAGUCGCUUAGAAGAACGAUAUGAUGACCUCAAGGAAGAGAUGACUCUGAUGGUGAAUGUGCCGAAGCCUGGACACAAGAGAACAGACUCCACCCACAGCAGCAAUGAGUCUGAAUACACCUUCAGCUCUGAAAUUGCAGACACUGAAGACAUUCCAUUGAGGACAGAGGAGCCAAGUGAGAAGAAGGUACCUUUGGACAUGUCGUUGUUCCUCAAGCUCCAGAAGCGGGUCACGGAGCUGGAGCAAGAGAAGCAGAUGAUGCAGGAUGAGCUGGACCGCAAGGAGGAGCAGGUGCUCCGCAGCAAGGCAAAGGAAGAAGAACGACCGCAAAUCAGAGGUGCAGAACUGGAAUAUGAGUCACUCAAGCGUCAAGAACUGGAAUCAGAAAACAAAAAACUGAAAAAUGAGCUAAAUGAAUUACGCAAGGCCCUGAGUGAGAAAAGUGCCCCAGAGGUGACCGCUCCGGGUGCACCGGCUUACCGUGUCCUCAUGGAGCAGCUGACCUCCGUGAGUGAGGAGCUGGACGUCCGCAAGGAGGAAGUCCUCAUCUUGAGGUCUCAGCUGGUGAGCCAGAAAGAGGCCAUCCAACCCAAGAAUACAAUGACAGAUUCCACAAUACUUCUGGAAGAUGUACAGAAAAUGAAAGAUAAAGGCGAAAUAGCACAAGCAUACAUUGGUUUGAAAGAAACAAACAGACAAUCUGCUGUGGAUUUGCAUGAGCUGACUGAGGAUGGAGAGCUGUGGCUGGUUUAUGAAGGGUUAAAACAAGCCAACAGGCUCCUGGAAUCCCAGCUCCAGUCUCAGAAGAGGAGCCACGAGAACGAGGCCGAGGCCCUCCGCGGGGAGAUCCAAAGCCUGAAGGAAGAGAACAACCGGCAGCAGCAACUGCUGGCCCAGAACCUGCAGCUGCCCCCCGAGGCCCGCAUCGAGGCCAGCCUGCAGCACGAGAUCACCCGGCUGACCAACGAGAACUUGUAUUUUGAGGAAUUAUAUGCAGAUGACCCUAAGAAGUAUCAAUCAUAUCGGAUUUCACUUUACAAACGGAUGAUUGAUUUGAUGGAACAACUUGAAAAGCAAGAUAAGACUGUACGGAAACUGAAAAAACAACUGAAAGUUUUUGCCAAAAAAAUAGGUGAACUAGAAGUGAGCCAGACGGAGAGCAUAUCCCCAGGGCAGAUCAUUGACGAGCCCAUCCGUCCCGUCAACAUUCCCAGGAAAGAGAAGGAUUUCCAAGGGAUGCUGGAGUACAAGAAGGAGGAUGAGCAAAAGCUUGUUAAGAACCUGAUUCUGGAACUGAAGCCACGUGGUGUAGCAGUCAAUUUGAUUCCAGGGUUACCAGCAUACAUCCUAUUUAUGUGUGUUCGACAUGCUGACUACCUGAAUGACGAUCAGAAAGUAAGGUCGUUGCUAACAUCAACAAUUAACAGCAUCAAAAAAGUAUUAAAGAAAAGAGGUGAUGAUUUUGAAACGGUUUCCUUCUGGCUCUCGAACACUUGCCGGUUUUUGCACUGUUUGAAGCAGUACAGCGGAGAAGAGGGCUUCAUGAAGCACAACACGUCACGCCAGAACGAACACUGCCUCACCAAUUUUGACCUGGCUGAGUACCGGCAGGUGCUGAGUGACUUGGCCAUUCAGAUCUACCAGCAGCUGGUGCGGGUGUUAGAGAACAUCCUUCAGCCGAUGAUCGUCUCAGGUAUGCUGGAGCAUGAGACCAUUCAGGGCGUGUCCGGGGUGAAGCCCACAGGCCUGCGGAAGCGGACCUCCAGCAUCGCUGACGAGGGCACCUACACACUGGACUCCAUCCUCCGGCAGCUCAACUCCUUCCACUCGGUCAUGUGUCAGCACGGCAUGGACCCCGAGCUGAUCAAGCAGGUGGUCAAGCAGAUGUUCUACAUCGUGGGGGCCAUCACGCUGAACAACCUCCUGCUGCGGAAGGACAUGUGCUCCUGGAGUAAAGGCAUGCAGAUCAGGUACAAUGUCAGUCAACUGGAAGAGUGGCUGCGUGACAAGAAUCUGAUGAACAGUGGGGCUAAAGAAACCCUGGAACCUCUCAUUCAGGCUGCUCAGCUUCUGCAGGUGAAGAAGAAAACAGAUGACGAUGCCGAAGCCAUCUGUUCCAUGUGCAAUGCUUUAACCACCGCCCAGAUUGUCAAAGUGUUGAAUUUGUACACGCCAGUGAAUGAGUUUGAAGAAAGAGUCUCCGUGUCAUUCAUUCGUACUAUACAGAUGCGUUUACGAGACAGGAAAGACUCCCCUCAGCUGCUCAUGGAUGCUAAACACAUCUUUCCUGUCACCUUUCCUUUUAACCCGUCCUCCCUCGCUCUAGAAACCAUACAGAUUCCUGCCAGCCUGGGCCUGGGGUUCAUAUCCCGAGUCUGAAAGUGAUGUCAAGGCAAACAGUGACAAUACAUUUCUUGCCUGAAAUAAAAACCUAUUAUUUCCCAGUGAGCUACUGAAAACACAUUUGUAAAGAAAAUGCAAUGAUCAGCUUCCAAACGAGAGGUCAUUACCUUGCAUCACCUUGGAAAGAAAGUUACACUCCUUUGUAGCGACACUCCCCAGUGACUGGUUAGGCAUUCUGAAUUUACAUGCAGGAGAAUGGCAGAAGGAAGGAAAAAUGUGUCUUCAGCUGCUAGCAUUUAUUUUAAAUCUUUAGCACUGCAUCUAAAUGGUAUAAAAAACAUAAAGUCUAGAUAUGAGCUAAUGUUAGCAAGGUACCAACAGAAACCACCCUCUGUGAUAACCAGAAGAAAAAUCGCUACUGAGUACAUAUCAUAUCAGUUUAGGAAUCAGUGUUGAUGUGGUCGAACUGGAUCCAAGAAAUAAACUGGCAAUAUGUUAGUAGUUAGUCAAGCAACUCCCUUAUAUGUGUCAUUAUGACGUAGAAGUGUAAAAGGAAUGCUGGUUUCCUAUGCAGCGUAGAAGUCCAUUUGUACUGUCGCUUCCUGAGCAUUUUAAAUUGCUGCUACAUACUGUGUUCUUUAAAAUGUAAGUGAUGUUCUUGUUAGGCACUACAACAAUAAGCUUCUCAUUUAUCAAUUCUGUUUACAGUUCAAUCAGAUCACAGUUUUAACUGGAUCGUGUGCAAAAAUCUACAGAUCCCCCUGCACGCGUAGCGGACACUGGAAAGUCACGUAGUGGUAAACGUUAGACUUUGAGGGGUGGGAAUAGACAGGACGGCACCUGUUGCUGUCAUGGUGUUUUCAGGACGUUGCACUGAUGUGCUCAUUGGUUUUCCCUGGGCGGGUAUCACAGCAGGUGCAGUGUUCUGUGAAGUGACUUAUUUCUAGUUCCCAGGGCUGACUCCUGCAGUGCAUCUAUUCAGCCUUGACAGGUUUUCUUUCUUCUUAAUUUAUUAAGAAUUCAUCUCAGUCACUAUCUAGAGAGCAUUGUCAGUAUAUUCAUGAUUCAAGUCUUAAAAACUUUGAUUAUCCUAUAAAUUAUGCAAAAGAAGUUGUAUAAUAAAUAAUUAUGAUUUCAUUGUUUAGGCUUGCAACUUCAAUACAUGUUCUCAGUACUUCUAGGUACUUUAAAGAGCAUCCAUCGGGUUAGAAAUACUUUGACUUAGGUAAGAAAUAGAAGAAAAUUGCUGAGUUUUACAGAGGAUUUGGCUCAGUAAGAUCCAGAUCCUGUGUUUUCAUUCUGAAACUCCAAUUAAACGUAUUCUGCAUUUGUUCUUAGGUAUCUUAUACCAUAAAUCUUUCAGGUUGUGCAAAAAGCAAAUUCAUUAGAAACUCUGGUUCUGCAUUACAAUCAUAGAUUUAUAUAAUUUAACUCCUAGAUGAUUUAUAAAAGUGACAUUUUAUUAAGAUAUGUGCAAUAUUAUCAAUGGAAGUCAAACAGUUUCAAAUCGAUAAAGAUUGUUAUUAAAAGAUAAAUACUGUCUGUUAACUUAUUUGGGCCUCACAUUCCUCUUUUACACAGUAAGAGGGUUGGACAGCUGAGUCCUAAGGUCCCUCAGUGUGCUCAUGCAAAGACCAGCGUUCAGUGCCUGCUAAGUCUGAGGGAUUAACAAAAUGUAGUAUCACAAAUCUGUGAAGCUGUAGCCUUCUCCAGUGUACAUGAUUUUCGUUCAUAUUUUUAGAAAGUUAUAUUUAGGUAAUUUUUAUUGUCACGUACCUCUGUAUUCCAUUUGUAUGCAUUUAUUUAUCUGCAAAACCAACCCAAACGUUACUAAUUCAUUCAGGUUCUCUCAGUUUUGCCAGGGGCGUCAUUGUGGUUUUCAGUGAACUCAUAACCAUUUGGUUAGUACUGAAUGUGUCGUAUUUAAGAGCAUGGAUGGGACUUGGGUGGGGAAAUGCUUAAACAGACGAUGCCUCCAUGGUGUACACAGUCCACCUCGGGCCCGGAAACCUCCCGGCCCUCCCAGCUCAGUGCUGUGUCACAUGUCCCGUGCACGCCCUCAGCCUUGUCGGGUCUUCAGGGUCACUCUGGGGCUCCCACUGCCAUCACAGUUCUUUCUCUUCCCCCAGACAACUCGCAUACUGAAGUAUCUCUAGUCUGGGCCUGUGUCUCUCCCCUGAGUGCUGUCUUUCUGCUGGGAAGUGCAGCAGCUUGUUCCUCCCCUGGGCCAGAGUCUCUGUUCAGGGAUGGCCACACAAAGGUUCUGAUGCUCCGGGGCUGCAGCUUCCUCCAAGCCCUGUGCGGAAGCCCAGGUGGGGGUCUGGAUUAACUUCUUUUAGCAGCCUAAAGGUACUCAGUAGUCAUAACAAGAGCGGCCUACCACCAGGGACCCCCACAGCCUGCUAAUGACCCUGCAUGCUGCUUGAGGAUACGGCAAUAUUCUGGGAAUCCUUUGGCCACUUUGAGGACUGCUUACCCUUCCCUCUGUCCAUCCACACUUCCUCUUGCAGCUUCAAAUUCACCUCCAGCAGCCUUUCACCCACCCAUUUAUCUGUUCGCUCUUCCCCUUCUGCAAACCCUGAGUCCCAGCACCAGCCUGCUUGCCUGACCCGACUGCCUGCCAUUGGUGGGUGGAGUCAGUCCUCAGCUGCCCCAGCCUGCCUGGCCGCUUCCCUUUGGGCCAGUCUGAGUACAACUUCUUCUUCUUCUCACUUCUCUCUAGUACAUUCUUCAACAUUUUCACUAAUUUUUUAUAAUUCCUCUCUGACACACAAUAGGAAUUCAAAGAAAGAUCUUGAAACAACAGCGGCUCAUGGUCAUAAUAGCCCCUUCAGAAUACUCUGCUCCCUACUUUCCUUACCUACAGGUGCAGCUCCCACCUUGGAAUGCGAAGCUGAAAAACCAGCAGCAGUUUCCCUUAUUGCUUGUCUUCAGUUAAGGUUUUGCUCUGAGAGUUAACUAUGGAGAUGGGGGAAGAUGAAUGUGGCAUAAAGUCCACGAAUGUGGCUUCACAGUUCCUUUGGAAGUUUUGAAUAAUCCCCACAUACCUGAUACUUCUUUUGUAGGAGCAGAAGUGCAAAUGUAUAUAUUCCAAAGCCAACUAAAAGGAGCUUUGGGGAUUUGAAUUAGUAUGAUUUGCUUUAUUUUUUAAAAAGAUUUUAUUUCUUUAUCUUUAGAGGGGAAGGGAAGGAGAGAGAAAAAGAAAUAUCAAUGUGUGGUUGCCUCUUGUGUGUCCCCUGCUGGAAACUGCCCUGCAGCCCUGACUGGGAAUUGAACCACAGUUGUUUGGUUUGCAGGCCCGUGCUCAAUCUACUGAGCUACACCAGCCAGGGCUGAUUUGCUUUGUUUCAUUGGAUAAUUUAGAGUUGGCUUUUUCUGAGUAAUUAUAUAUAAUGUAGAUAAAAUCUUUUAAUGACUAGAGGAGGCUACAAAAAUUCUUUAUUUUAUUAGAAUUUCAGUACAGUGAUGAUCGUGAGAAAUUACUUUCCUGGUGACCCUAGGUAAAGGGGCACCUGCCACUGUUCUGAGAAGAUCUCCACCAGUGUUUCUCUGUCCCGCCCCUCCCAUAAACAUACACAGAGUCACCAGUUCAUAGAGUUCCCCAGGCAGCAUGGUCAAGUAUCCUCUGGGUAACUUCAGCUGUUCAGGAUAAAACAGAAAGCAAAAAUUACUGUUUGACCCUUAAAUUCUCCUGUUGAGAGCUGUGCAGAACGGUGCCGUGCAUUGGCUGUGCUUUACUUCCAUGCGCUCUCUCUUACCUCACUGUCUCCUCACAGCAGCACUGGAAGGUAGAAAAUGUAGCCACACUCAUCUGCUGAUGAUAUUCAAGAGAGGUAAGGUCAGACUUGCCGGAGGUCCCGCAGCCCCCCAGUCGAGCCAUCUUCCCGUGUGCAGCAGUGGCAGUGUGGGCGGACGCAACGAGGGCACUUGAACGAGUCCUGAGGUUAUGUCUGCCCCCCUUGGUACCUGCGGGGCACCCGAAUCGGCAAGAGGCGCUCUUUCUCUUUAUCAGAGUUAGCAGCUGGCACAUGGGAACUGAGCAGUGAGCAAUACUGAGCAGUAGUUCUUUGUGCUAACGAGAUAAAGAGCCUAGAGCCCAGUAGUUUUCCUUCUGUCAUAGUUACCUGCUAUGACUAGGUUUGACUUGUAAUGAAUCAGUGCUCCCUUGGAGGGUGCAAUACUCUGUGCUUAGGUCAUUAAUUAGUAGCAGGCUGUCUACUAAGUGAAGAGGAAGGUCACUCUCAAUACACCCCGCCCUGCCAGCCAGGGUUGUUUGACCGUCGCUGUGUGUGCAUGCUGCCAGUGUUUACUGUGGAGCUGGGAGCUGUGCUGUGUGCAUGCGUGUUAGGGAGGCUGUGUACCGCCGUGGCCUCUGCUCAUGAAUAAGUGCGUUGUAAUUUCUUCUCAGGCUGUGCUGUGAGGGCCGCCUUAACCCCUGCUCCCUUUCCUCCUGGAGCUGCCUUAAGUUCCCUGCAACUUUUCCUCUGUAAGGGGACAUAUUGCCUGGAGAGAAUAUCAAGCCGUGUUUCUCAAGGUUUUGUGAGGGUUUGGGUUGGGUGUGGCCUCCAACCACUAAUUCCGUUCUCCCCAGUCUGCAUGAUCCUCCCCGACCUAUUACUUCUUCCCUUCUUUUCUGCUAGUUCUAAACAGGUAUUAGAACUCUGAGGCAGCAGUAGUCUCAGAGCCAGUGAAAUGUGGGCUUAGACAGCGUUCCCGAGUUCUGCGGGCUCUGUGUCACAGGAAGCAGAUGAACGUGUGGAGGAAAUACAGAGAUGUCAGAGUCUGGGUAAUAUUUUAACUGGCUUGUUUUCCACUGACCUUUUCUUAAUAAAGGUGAACAGUAUAACUGUAAAGCUUUUCAUGGACAUUCUUUAAAAAACAUUUUUAAGAAGCUGGUACAAUAAAAGAUUGAAAACAAGAAAGAGUGCUAUAAAAUCUAAUCCACUGUAUUACCCUAAAUUAAAUCAGCCUGGAGUUAGUGGGUUUUCAGUAGAUCAGGAACUGAGAAGUACUAGGUAACAUAUCUGCCAAAAUGCAUUUUAUACCUUUUUUAUUUUAUAAUUUGGUCUAGCUAAAAUGUUCAUUAGCUUAAUUUAAUGAGUGUUAUUAGAGUCAUAAAUAUCUGAAAAUGACUUUUUUAAUACUGUAAUAUUGCUUGAAAUAUUUGAAAGAAAAAUGUUUUUGAGUUGAAACUGGAAUGUAUAAUUCAAUGCUUGGUAGGUCAGUACAUUUUUAUGCAUUUUUUCAAAUAUCUUAUGUUACCAUAUGUUGUAAAAUUUUAGACUACACUUCAGGCUUUCUAAAUCAUUUGAGCCAUUUAAUUUUUUUCCAACAAAUGGUGAUUUUUUUCCCUUUAAAUGUGGAUAUGUAUAUUGUAAUUUAUGAUUCCUAGUUAUGUAUUUUUGUGGAAUCCUGGAAGUAACAUUGACUUUUUUGUGUCUUGGAAAUUUAAAUUUCUCUAACAGUGUUGCACAAAAAUGAGCUCAUGACAUUUAACACUGUAUUUUAAUUAUUAACUUUAAUUGCUAAUUGACUGUGAGAUGGAUACGCUUUUUAACUAAAAUGAAAUUGAACAUUGCAAUUUUCCAAAUAGUUUUUCUUGUCGGACCUGGAAAAGGAAUUCUACUUUGAGCUACACAGAAAAACAAACUACGUUUCAUCUUUUAAAAGUUCUUUGGUACCGUGUUCAUCCAUUAAAAAGGAAGCGGAAGCACUGAAAAAUGAAAGGCAUUAUCAACCAACUCUGGUUUUAAACAGAACCCAUCCCAGCAUAUCUCACAUGGAGUUUUUAAAAAUAAACUAAUAAUUCACCUCAUAUCAACAAAAGAUAUCAACUAGUGCUAAGAUGAAAACCAAAACCAAAUCAGAUUGACAUUUAAGCUUUGUAGUUGUCUAAUGUUGUACUUAGUAAGUGUGCGUCAUUAAUGCUGUAUUCUCCUGGCUAUUAUAGAGAAUUGUUCAAAUAAAGGUAUGAAGAUGA
Artibeus jamaicensis (Jamaican fruit-eating bat) is the source of this 11862-nucleotide messenger RNA. RefSeq names its product myosin VA (gene MYO5A). Gene Ontology annotation, molecular function: ATP binding; microfilament motor activity; actin filament binding. The coding region runs from base 285 to 5918 and encodes 1877 amino acids. The record is from RefSeq and is a predicted model, not a curated record. The transcript has 41 exons. Gene Ontology annotation, cellular component: vesicle; cytoplasm; actin cytoskeleton. Gene Ontology annotation, biological process: actin filament organization; vesicle transport along actin filament. Lineage: Eukaryota; Metazoa; Chordata; Mammalia; Chiroptera; Phyllostomidae.